This is a messenger RNA of Bolinopsis microptera, 1308 nucleotides long. RefSeq names its product ATP-dependent DNA helicase DDX11-like. The coding region runs from base 1 to 1308 and encodes 435 amino acids. Gene Ontology annotation, biological process: establishment of sister chromatid cohesion; nucleobase-containing compound metabolic process. The record is from RefSeq and is a predicted model, not a curated record. Gene Ontology annotation, molecular function: hydrolase activity, acting on acid anhydrides, in phosphorus-containing anhydrides; ATP binding; DNA binding. NCBI's taxonomy places the organism in Eukaryota, Metazoa, Ctenophora, Tentaculata, Lobata, Bolinopsidae. Gene Ontology annotation, cellular component: nucleus. The transcript has 3 exons.
AUGACUGUUAUCACCAUGACUGUUGUCAUGGUGCGCAGUUCAGCUCGCAAAAAGAGCGAUGACGACGAAAAUAAGGACGACGAAAAGAAGAAGAAGAAAAAAGGGAAGUGCGAGUUCUACUCGUCGCAGAACGUUCGAGAUUACUCCUCGCACAUCCUGUCUGAGGUACAGGACAUAGAGGGGCUGGUGGGUGGAGCUAAGGAAGCGGAGACUUGUCCGUAUUAUUCUACUCGGGCAGCUGUUCCGGAAGCGGAGGUGGUCAUGUUGCCGUAUAACAUGAUACUACACGGGGAUCAGAGGAAAUCUCUUAAUAUUAGGCUUAAAGAUUCUGUGGUUAUAAUUGACGAAGCGCAUAAUCUGAUAGAAACGAUAAAUGAAAUUCACUCUAUAACGAUACAUGAAAAGGAUUGUAUUACUACUCAUCGCAAACUUGCUGUAUACCUCCGAAAGGUAAAAGCUAGGUUGAAGCCGAUCAAUCUCCUACACUGCAAGCAAGUUAUACACUGUGUCAGUCUAUUGGCAUCAUCUUUCAAGAAGAUUCAUUUUCAGAAGGCACCUAGAACUUAUCUUCUUACUAUCGGUGACUUUCAGACGAAAUCCGACUUAGCGGAUAUAAACCUCUUCGAUCUAGUAAAGUACAUCCGUGAGAGUCACCUAGCUCAAAAAGUCCAGGGUUACGAGGAUGACGUCAUCAAACCAACAACUGACGUCACAAUUCACUCUACAUCUGUCCUUGUGGAGAUUUCAUCAUUAUUCACGGCUCUAACAAACGCUGACUCUGCGGGACGCGUCCUCGUGGUCUGUGAAGCUGAAGGUUCCUUUGUCCGUUAUAUCUCUCUGAACAGCGAAGACCCCUUCUUACCCCUCCUCCGGGAGUGCAGAUCUGUUGUGCUGGCUGGUGGGACCAUGGAACCUGUGGGUGAAGUGCAGCAGCAGCUCCUCGCUUCCUCUUCACGUGACGUCACCUUGUUCAGCUGUGGUCACGUUAUUCCUCCGCAGAACCUUCUCCCGAUAACACUCUCCCACGGCAAAGAUAUGGAGCUGGACUUCUCAUUUGAAGGAAGGAAGAAGCCGGGAACGUUCCAAGAAGUGGGGAACAUUCUCUUGGACCUUUGCCAGGUUGUCCCUGGAGGCUUGGUCUGCUUCUUCCCUUCCUAUAAAAGUUUGACGGACUGCAAAUCGAUCUUCCAAAAGUCCGGACAUGUUGAUAAGAUCUCCAAGAUUAAGACGUUAUUCUGUGAUGAAGCUGGAAGCAAGAACUCGGACGGCAUCUUGGAACAGUACUCAAAGAGGGAGUUAAUUGAUUAG